Camponotus floridanus (Florida carpenter ant) is the source of this 4304-nucleotide messenger RNA. RefSeq names its product potassium voltage-gated channel protein Shaker (gene shaker). The transcript is spliced from 8 exons. Gene Ontology annotation, biological process: protein homooligomerization; potassium ion transmembrane transport. Gene Ontology annotation, cellular component: membrane; voltage-gated potassium channel complex. Gene Ontology annotation, molecular function: protein binding; delayed rectifier potassium channel activity. The record is from RefSeq and is a predicted model, not a curated record. Bases 1296 to 3206 code for a protein of 636 amino acids. NCBI's taxonomy places the organism in Eukaryota, Metazoa, Arthropoda, Insecta, Hymenoptera, Formicidae.
UAUUGUUAGCUGCAAUAAGUUAAUAUUGCUUGAGUGAGAGAAAAAACAUGAAAAAAAAAAGAAGGAAAGAAUUGUUUACGAACCGCAUAGUGCGUGCGUGGCUGGGAAGAGGUUAAUUAUCAAGAUUGGCAUGUCGGUUUACUCGGCAUAUCUUCUACCAACUAAUCGAGGUUAUCCCACUGCCCCUGUUUCACUCUGAACAAUUCACCCCCGCGACUCUCCUUGACCACCCAUACUCGACACUGGCGUCUCGUGGUCUGCGGUGCUGCCACCAAUAGCUUCCUUCGAAAAUCAGGAACAUGGCGCGUGAGGGUGAAGGGGGUAGUGGCAGUUUAGAAGCGAGGACAGCAUGUUCACGCGAAGGAAUCAUAUCAAUCGUGAUAUCUGUAUUCUUCACAACACUAAUCUAUCCCUAUUAAUCUUGAAUUGCAUUAUGAAUUUUUCCGCUAUGUUAUUCUCAAUUAUUCAUUGGAUUGGUUUACCGUAAUGGCGGACUUAUUCACCCCAACGUGUUUCCAUUUGCACAAUAUGUGAAAUUGUAACCGUGGCUUGGUGCUAACAGGAUUUUCUUCCGUUCGAUUGAACUUCGGUGAUACUCCCUGUGCGUCGGUCUCGAUUCGCGUCUCACCCUAGUCAAUCUCCAUCUCUUUCGCUCGAUGCGCGGUAAGCGUGUCGUCAUCACCCACCCUUUCCCAAUUUCCGUACCUCGUUACAUCGCACCCUGUAUAAGUGGUGCUGCCACCGUGCGGCGCGAUACAGGGCGUAUCACCGGAACAGUGGGACGCGGAGGGUGUUGCGUCGCAUCUUGUCGAGUGAGUCGGCACGAUCGCGGGACAGAAGUAGGAUCGCGUCCUCCAGUAUCAGUGCACGUUGUCGUGCGCGUCAUUUCCCCUCCUGUCACGAGGGUCACUUCUCCCUGGUGCUCCCUUUCCCUUGUCCUUGAGCGCGACUUAACCCCUUCCGGAAAUCGGCGGAGUGGCGUGUGCGAGUCAGGAUAAAAGGAAUAGACAAUCGCUUAGUAGUGACGCGUGCAUGAGGCCGGGGAAGCCGGCGUGCCGGGUUCCGUCCCGGCUACGCGGCGGUAAGUUCUCGGGCCCUUCGUCGCAGUCAUUUUCCCUGCGUUCGCAGAGCGCGCCGCGAAUCGGUGAUCGCAAAGCCGAGAGGAAAAAGGCUGCCGAGAGGAAAAGGUUGGCAUUUACCGAGGGCGAGCGGAAGGUGCGCGGGAUCGUCGGCAGGGGCAGCCACGGAGGUCGGAGAAGUGGAGUCAUCGCGGGUGGCGAUCAUCGCGGGUUUGAAUGGGUGGGCCGGGCGCCGGUAGGGUUACCAGGCACGAGCUGAACGCGGUGCCCCAGAGCCACGUCGGUCACGGGGAACGUGUCCUUGGCGAGCCACCAGCAUCAGGCUGCCGCUGUCAUCCCUCGGAGCGAUUGUCCGCCGGUGCCGUCCGUUCCUCCGCCCAACUGCCACCCUCGCCACCGCCGCUUACCUCUUUACAUAUCGGCAACAACAACGGCACUGUGUGCGCUGUCAUCAGCGCUAACAACAUCAUCACCACCACCACUGCAAAACAGAGUGAUAGAAAAGCUAAAAAGGCGGCCGCCAUGUCUUCACCGCCGAAACAUCGUAGGGGCUUCGACCCCAACGACCCAUCGGAAUUUCACCGCUAUCGUCGUGUUAAGACGAAGCAGCGAUCGCUGCCGAAACUCAGCAGCCAGGACGAGGAUGGAACGAAUCCUCACACCCAAUACACAGGCGUCACACAUUUCGAGCCCAUACCGCACGAUCAUGAUUUCUGCGAGAGGGUCGUCAUCAACGUGAGCGGGCUACGGUUUGAGACACAACUGCGUACGCUGAACCAAUUUCCGGACACGCUGCUCGGCGAUCCGACACGGCGGCUCCGAUACUUCGAUCCGCUACGCAACGAAUACUUCUUCGAUCGGAAUCGACCUUCCUUCGAUGCUAUACUCUACUACUAUCAGAGCGGCGGCCGCCUACGCCGCCCGGUCAACGUCCCGCUCGAUGUCUUUUCCGAAGAGAUCAAGUUCUACGAGCUGGGCGAGAUGGCGACUAAUAAGUUCAGGGAAGACGAAGGCUUCAUCAAGGAGGAGGAAAAGCCGCUGCCGUCGCACGAGUUUCAGAGGAAGGUUUGGUUGUUGUUUGAGUAUCCGGAGAGUUCGCAAGGCGCCCGGGUGGUCGCCAUAAUCUCCGUGUUCGUGAUCCUCCUAUCGAUCGUGAUCUUCUGCCUGGAGACGCUGCCCGAGUUCAAGCAUUACAAAGUCUUCAAUACGACGACAAACGGCACGAAGAUCGAGGAGGACGAAGUGCCGGAUAUCACGGACCCGUUCUUCCUAAUAGAGACUAUUUGUAUCAUCUGGUUCACAUUCGAGUUAAUAGUGCGCUUCCUCGCCUGCCCAAACAAAUUCAACUUCUUCCGUGACGUAAUGAACAUCAUCGAUAUCAUCGCGAUCAUUCCGUACUUCAUCACCCUCGCCACGGUAGUGGCCGAGGAGGAGAACCCGCUGGAUGUACCUAAGGCGCCAGUAAGCCCGCAGGACAAGAGUACGAACCAAGCAAUGUCCCUGGCGAUACUCAGGGUGAUCAGGCUAGUCAGAGUGUUCCGGAUAUUCAAGUUAUCUAGGCAUAGUAAAGGCCUCCAAAUCCUCGGGCGGACUCUCAAGGCCUCCAUGAGGGAACUCGGAUUGCUCAUCUUUUUCCUCUUCAUCGGUGUGGUGCUGUUCUCGUCAGCAGUCUACUUCGCGGAGGCCGGCACGCAGGACAGCUUCUUCAAAUCGAUACCGGACGCGUUCUGGUGGGCGGUGGUCACGAUGACGACCGUGGGCUACGGCGAUAUGAGGCCCGUGGGAGUCUGGGGAAAGAUUGUGGGCUCAUUAUGCGCGAUUGCCGGUGUCUUGACGAUCGCUCUACCUGUCCCCGUUAUCGUCUCCAACUUCAACUACUUCUAUCAUCGUGAGACUGACCAGGAGGAAAUGCAGUCGCAAAACUUCAAUCAUGUGACCAGCUGCCCGUACCUUCCUGGCACUUUAGGUCUGAAGAAAAUCUCGAUGUCGGAAUCCUCGUCGGAUAUAAUGGAACUGGAGGAGGGCACCUUGUUUACUCAUCCAGAGAUAACUAAGAAGUCAAAUUGCAACCCUCGCCACAAUAACAAUAUCAAUCCAGCCUGCAUGAGCAUCGAGACUGACGUUUGACUACUAGUGAAGGAGAUGGUGGUAGCGUGGUGGCCGUUGCUGGGCCAGUUGUCAAAGAACAACUGCUGUUCCCUGCGGUACCUGACGUAGGCCUCCUUCACACCUCGUCAUAGCCAUAACGGCUGGCACUAGCGUCACAUCUCGCCAGCCUGUCCAAUCAGAUCCGUCAGGGGCGCUUCAAGUCAAGAUCGCGAGGAAUCACGGAGGGUCACGUAACUAUCUGAGACGUCGAUUAGGUGCUUCCUCCAUCCGUGACGAGAAACGGGGAAGAAAGAUGGGAUAGACCCAAAAUGGGACGAAAUAAGAACGAAUCUCUCCCCGUUCUCGAGACGUCGUCAUCUCUCCCGCCACCGCCUCAGAAGACUUGCGCCUCAUAUAAGGAUCUACGUGCGAACGAAGGGGACGGGAUAUUCCUCGCUCGAGUGCCCUGCGAGCACGCGUGCGGCCCGAAUCCCCCACACCACCGACUCCAGUGUUCAAAACAAAAAAAAAUAAAAUAAAUAAAAAUAUAACAAAUGAUAUCGAAGAAACAUCGCGGCGUCUUCGUAUAAGCGCUGUCGAGUGUCCCACCCGUCCCUGCGGGCUCCUCCGGCUUCCGGUAUCAGACGAGUGAAAACGGAAAGGGGGAGCCGAUAGAGGCGGCAAAAGCAAAACGGGGGAUCGUACCAGAUAAUACUAUAUUAAUUAUUAUCGAUACAAUUAAUAUCGAGUACCGUACAUGUAGGGCGAGGAUAAAUUAACAAAGUACGUUUUAUGGUUAAUUGCGAGUGCGGACGAGGACACUUGGACGAAGACGCUGUUUGCAGAAGAAACGAAAACGGCGGAAACGGCAAAGAGGCACAUGAAAGAAGCGUCAACGACGAAAGACCGAGGAACAACGUUUAUAAAGAGAAAACGAGAGAGAGCGAGAGCUAGAAUAAGAGUGAGAGAAAGAGAGAAAGAGCGAGAAAAAGAGAGCGAGAGUCAGAGAGAGCGAAAGCGAGAGCGAGAGCGAGAGAGAGAGAGAGAGAGAGAGAGAGAGAGAGAGAGAGAGAGAGUGUGUGUGUGUGUGUAAUGUGCGUUGGAAAGAUAUUCCAUGUCGUUUUAAUUCUUUUUUUU